Magnusiomyces paraingens is the source of this 1470-nucleotide messenger RNA. RefSeq lists its product as uncharacterized. The coding region runs from base 1 to 1470 and encodes 489 amino acids. The transcript has a single exon. Gene Ontology annotation, cellular component: cytoplasm. Gene Ontology annotation, molecular function: protein binding. Gene Ontology annotation, biological process: signal transduction; regulation of GTPase activity. The record is from RefSeq and is a predicted model, not a curated record. Lineage: Eukaryota; Fungi; Ascomycota; Dipodascomycetes; Dipodascales; Dipodascaceae.
AUGAUUGACGGCUUAGGAGGUCGACUAUUUCGAACGUUUAAGCGACGCUCGAUUUUAGAGUCUAACAUUCAAAACGAGUUUCAAUUGUACGAUCCCACAGAUGUUAGCUUAAAUAUGGACUCAUAUUCAACUACUCCCGUUAACGGGAAAUUCAAUAUUUUUGGUAUUCCUCUUGUUGAUGCCACCAGAAUUAAUAAACUUGACUCUAUAGUUGAUCAAGUAGAGCCAUGGAACAUUAGCACAUUCACAUUUGACUUUGAAAGCCAUUUGCCAUUGACUAUUGUUAGAUGCAUUGAAUACAUCAACAAUUAUGGUUUACAUGAAGAAGGAUUAUACAGAAUGAGUGGGAGUACUCCUAAUGUUCAGAAGCUUCGCAAUGCUUUUGUUACUCAAGGGCCAUCUUACUGUAUUCCCAAAAAUACAGAUAUACAUGAUGUUACCACUCUGGUCAAAUCUUUUUUUCGUGAGCUUCCUGAAGAUCUUCUUCCAGUUACAAACCGACACACUUUUCUGGCCUAUUCACCUUCUGAAAUCCCUACAGAGUUUACUUUUUCUAAAGGAACUCUUUCCAACUACAGUUUAUUCACACCCGAAGAAGAAGACCUUAAUCCUAUCGUCAUUCCAACACAAAUUUUACAAGAAAUUCUUCAGGACUUACCGCCUCACAACUUUGCUAUGGUUCAUCUUAUAACAAACCAUUUACGACUAAUAGUGGAAAACUCUAAGUUUAACAAAAUGUCACUCUCUAACCUGUCCAUGAUUUUAUGUCGUACCCUGCGUAUACAUAAGUCUGUGUUUCAUGCCUUAAUUAUAAAGGGCCCUUCCAUUUGGGUCGACUUGCAUCCUAAUAGUUCACCCUUAUCCACUCGUCUACUCAAGUAUAACACCAGUAGAAUCCUUGAAUACUCUGAUGGCCAAAGCCUUAAUGACUUAGACUCUGCACCGCUUUCAAAACAAGAUAAUAACACAUCAGUCUCUCUUGCAUCUUUAAAUUUGGACUACAAUCCAGACUAUUACACAUCUUCUUCAAAGCAAAGCACUAUGUUUGAAAGAAACAAGUCUUUUAAUGGAAACGUUUACAUUUACAAUUCAAAAUCAUACGCACACUCUCAUACCAGCAUAAAUAUCAAACAUGAGAGAAAAUCUUCCAUAUUUGAAGACGAUAACUUUGAUCGUUCUUCUUGCAGUUCGUUUGAGUCUAUGAAUACAUUGUCUCAGCAUCAGUCGUCGUAUUCAACAAAUACUACACCAUCUGUUUCUUCUUAUUACUUUUCUGAUUUUUCAAAGUCUUUUGAGUUUAAAAGAUUUCAACGACGACCAGAUUCGAGUGACUUUUCAGUUCCUGGCGAAUUCAAGCUAAGUCACAAAAACUCAAUUAAUAGCCAAGGCCGGCAAAAAAAUAGAGAAUUUUUAUCUACUUAUUCUGAUAAAGAUUUGGCGCCAUCAGUUAUUUCAUAUCAAGGGUAUUGA